AUGACAAUACCUGUAAUUCUCAAACUCGAAAAGAGGGAAGUAGAACUUCAGGUCGACAACUCCUUUUUCCAAAGUAUUUCUCAAAUCCAACAAAAAGCAAGAGCAGUAUUCGAAAUUGCAAACGAAAGUCUAGUCGAAAUUAAAUUCCACGACGAUUUAGAACGAAAACUUCUUACCAACAAUGAUCUCCCUUCACUGGUAACCAGAUUCUCCAAUAGCACCACCAAAAACUAUUUGUACAUUACAACAACGAUUGCAAAAUCUUCCACUUUCGAUUCUUCAUCCUAUCCGAAAGAAGUGCCGAAACUGAUUUCUCCUACACAAUCAAUGAAUUCAUUUUCAAGAAUUGGAUCAUUCACUACAAGUGCCUCCUUUCAAAUGGAUUUACAACCUAAAAAGUUUGAAUUCAAACUUGAAAUUCAAUUGAAAUCAAAUGAAAAUUUGUUGAAAUUUUCAUCAAGUUUGAAAUCAGGUGAAGGUUAUGAAGAUUUGAUGAAAUUGGUUAGAAAGUAUGCAGAAUUACCAAAUGCUGAGUUUGAAAUUAGCUAUUUCGAAUUGGAGGAUAAACUUACCCUCAACAAGGUAUCAUUCGAAUCAAUGAUGGAAUUUUACGAAACUCUGGACAAGUCCAAUAGAAUUAUUCAUGCCAUUGAGAAAUCAUCUUCUAGAAGCAGUAUUUCUUCCAUCUCUAUCAGUCAAAACUCAACAUCCAGCACUUCAUUGCCAAGUAGCACUUCAUCCACUCAAGGCACAGAACUAAACAUUAUUUUAGAGGAAACUCUCUCUUCCCAAUCAUCCACCAAAGAGGAAAAUAUCCACAAAAUAUUUCUCAAAGAAUUGGAUACCUUCUCUGAUCUCACCAAACGAAUCAAAUCAAAGAUCAAAUGCGACAAUUUUGAUUUGAAAUAUUUGGAAGAUGGAGCUUGGUAUAAGAUUUCAGAUGAUGAUAGUGUUGGCUUAAUGUUCAAGUAUUUAAAUACGGUUGAAUCUGGUAAGAGAAGGAUGAGAGCCAUUGUCACAGGAGCCAGAAGUUCUAUUAAUGUUGGAGCUCAGUUUAGGCCAAGUUUUUCCAAAAAUGGUGUUUCUGAUGGUUUAGUCCAUCCAGAAGCAAAGAAAGCUCAGUUGAAAGUUAGUGAAGAAGAGUUUUGUAGUAUUGUUGAGAGGAGUUUACAGCAAAAGUUUCAAAAUGUAGCUUGUUUGGGAGAAGGAGGAUUUUCGUUCGUAUUCAAAGUUUCUGAUAAUGGAAAAACUAAAGUUGUAAAGGUUAUUCUCAAUUCUAGCAAAUCAAGUGAUGAAUCAACACUCAAUCAAGCAUUACAAGAAGCCAUGAGGGCUAAUUCCCUUUCUCAUCCCAAUAUAGUCAAAAUUGAAUAUGCCCGUAUCAACAAUGAUCCAACAUAUCUAUAUAUGGUUAUGGAAUACUUUCCCCUGGGUGAUUUACUCAAACUCAUGAACCAAGGAACACAGCUCCCCGAAACUGAAGUCUGGAGAUUCAUCAAACAAGGUGCACUCGCCUUAGAAUACCUUAAACAAAAUAAGGUAGUCCAUCGAGACAUUAAGCCAGAGAAUUUCCUCCAAAAAGAUGGAACAGAAGGAAAAAUUUAUGUGUUGAGCGAUUUUGGCUUGGCUAAAGAAUUAGAAAAUAUGAGAACACACACAAAAACCAACUGUUCAGGAACUUUGGGAUAUAUUGCUCCAGAAUUAUUGACACAAGGAUCAAAGGACUAUUCGUAUGCGAGUGAUAUGUUUGCAUUUGGUACUACUCUAUUUAGAAUAUUGUCGUUAAAUAUGAGUACUGAUAUUGGAACUAUUGCAGAAACGAAUAGAGAAGAAACGAAACUAUUCGAAAGAAUUCAGGAAAAGAUUAGGAAUCGAACUGGAGUGUAUUCGAAACGAUUGAUUGAAUUGAUCACAAAGAUGGUUUUGUAUGAACCAAAAGAUAGAAUUACUCCAGAAGAAGUUUUAAAGAUUUGUGACAAUACUACAAAAUGUUCAAAAUGCAACAAGUGCAAAGAUUCGACUUGUUAUUCGAAAGGUUUCAGUAAUUGCUCCUGUAACAAUUCAGUCUGUAGGGAUUGUUUAGAAUUUUACAUGGAAGAUUCCAUCUCCAAGAUGAAUUCAAGCACUGUAAUCAGGUGUAUGACUUGUUCCCAAUCUUUGAGUGAAUCAGAUAUUCGAAAGAUGGUUCAACCAACUACAUUCGAAACUUAUUUGAGAAUUAAGAAUCCUCCACAAUCCACUACCCAAAAACCUCAACAAAACAACCCACCACAAGAACCAAGAUUGACCCAAUCACCACCUUUACUUUCCAAUUCGAAUACUUCUUCAAGAAUCAAACAUGAAAAUAUCAUUUGUGAUGGAUGUAAACAAAGUGAUUUUACAGGAAUUCGUUGGAAGUGCCUCGAUUGUCCAAAUUAUGAUCUCUGCAAUUCUUGUUACCAAAAAAAGAACACUUCAUCUCACAAAAAUCACAAAUUUGCCAAAUUGGAAAUUUUGGAUGAGAAAUUUGAGGCUGAUCUUGCAGCUGCUGGAAUCAACAUGAUAGUCAAUGAUUUCCAAGAAGCCGUUCAACAUUUAGACAAGGCCCUUCGUAAAUAUCCACUCUGUGAAAAGGCACUGAUUAUGAAAGCUAGAUGUGAGGAAAAGAUUGGAAAUGCUAAAACUUCCAAAGAAGUGUGUGAAAAGAUUUUGCGAGAGUGUAAUGCCUUCUGUCAUGAAGCUUGUGAAUUGUUGGGAAUAAUCUAUCUCAAACAUAAGAAUCCAACAGCUGCCAUUCCAUAUUUGGAAAGAGCCAAUAAUAUUGACUCUAAUUCUGAACUAUGUCAAUAUUACUUAGCAAUGGCCUAUAAACUUACUGAUAGGUAUGUGAAGGCUCUCCAUCAUGCUCGAAUUGCCUUCAACUUGAAAAGUGAUCAAUCCAAUUCUGCACUAUUAGUUGAACUCUUAAUCCAAAAUGAGGAAUGGACUGAGGGAAAGCUUGUUACCUCCCUUCUCCUCAUGAAAGAUCCCACAAAUGCCGAAUUAUUGUAUACUUUAGGUUUGUGUGAAGAGAAAUUGGGAGAAUAUGUCGAAAGUUACCAGAGUUUCAAAGCAGCUCUUUCAAGAAAACCAUUCGAACUCAAGUAUAAACUCGCAGCUGCUAGAUUAAGCAAAUUGGUUACAGUUGGUCUAUUGGGAGCCCUAUUACAAUAA
This is a messenger RNA of Naegleria gruberi, 3192 nucleotides long. Its product is annotated as CAMK family protein kinase. Gene Ontology annotation, biological process: protein phosphorylation. The transcript has a single exon. Gene Ontology annotation, molecular function: protein binding; ATP binding; zinc ion binding. NCBI's taxonomy places the organism in Eukaryota, Heterolobosea, Eutetramitea, Acrasida, Naegleriidae. The record is from RefSeq and is a predicted model, not a curated record. The coding region runs from base 1 to 3192 and encodes 1063 amino acids.